UUUCUACAAAAUCCUCAUUAGGAGCUAUGACUCGUCAAAGUUCGUCACAAUGUUAAGUCUAUGGGAUUUUUCGCCCGAUUUUACACCCGAUCACCUGCAUAUCGUGCCGAUUGCCUGAUUCCGUGGCCGAUCCUGAGCUUCACCAAAUUGUCACAGAGGUUCAGCUUCACAGCAGGAACCACUCCAAGUCGUGUAAAAAAGGGAAUUUAUUAUGUAGAUUCGGGUUCCCUAAACUACCGAUGUCUAGCACCACGAUCACUCGUCCGCGACCACAGCGUCCUGAAGAAGAGGAUGACCCGGACGCUUCUUCGUCAGUAAGCUGCAUGUUCGCAUCUAAAAACGCGAUCGCUCGUCCACAACCACAGCGUCCUGAAGAAGAGGAUAGACAGAAAGACAGAAAGAAGGCGAGACAGGAGGCUGCUCAAAAAGCAAUGAGCGAAGCCAGGCUAAAACUUAAACCAGUGUGGGAUUUGUUGAAUGAUCCCCAAGCCUCCUUUGACAGCUUGUCAGAGCUUCUGACAAAAUGUAACAUGACCAUGAAAGAGUACGAAGACAACGUUGAGGCACUGUCCACUGCCAACGUGGUUUUGCUGAAGCGUGAUCCAAAGGAGUCUUGGGUGAAUGGAUACAAUCCUGAUUUGUUGAGGGCAUGGAACGCUAACAUGGACAUUCAGUUCGUUCUUGACCCUUUUAGCUGCGUCAUGUAUAUGUUAUCGUAUAUUUCUAAGCCGGAGCAUGAAAUGAAUGAGGUACUGAAGAACGUAAUCAAGGGUGUGCGCGAAACUAACGUUAAUGAGGAAGACGAAAUGAAGCACAUAAUGCAGGCCUACUCCAAACACAGGCAAGUAAGCGCUCAGGAAUCGGUUGCACGAACAUGCAGCUUACCAUUGAAGAAAUGUUCACGAAGCGUUGUGUUUAUACCGAUGGAUGACGAUGCGCUGAAGAUGAGUCUUCCCCUUAGUGCCCUCCAAAACAAAGAUCCCGAUUCAGAGGAUGUCUGGAUGUCAGGGAUAAUAGAUAAAUAUAGAGCAAGGCCACAAACACCCGAGUUUGAAAAGAUAUGCCUGGCAGAUUUUGCUUCGGAAUACCGUAUUGUGUAUGGUCAGCAAACAAAAGGUAAAAAUGUUCACCAGCUGCUCAACGGUAUGGGAUUUUUUCAGAAACGAACUGUUGGUAAGGCUGCAGUUAUUAGAUAUGCACGGUAUUCGGAAGAAAAACAACCUGAAAAGUUUUACUGUAGAUUACUUAAGCUUUACAUGCCACAUCGCUUCAAUGCACAGCUAAAACCUCCUAGAUUUCCAACGUAUGAGCAGUUUUACAAAUGUGCAUCUGUGGAACUUCCUGCACACCCUGGUCUCCUGAUACCUGUCCGUGCUGUAGUGCAGGCACACAAGGAGAAGUUCGAAAAACACAGUGACGAAGUGGAUAAGGCAUUAGAUCAGCUGCAACAGCAAGGACCACCUGAAAACGCUUGGACGGCAUUUGCACCUGAAAUUGAAGCGGAUCGUUUGGAGUGCAUUGCCGAACGAGAAGACAUCGAUCCAGAUGAUGAGGAUGUACAAGAUGAUGUCCCAGAGUAUCAGAUUCUUGAACACGGAGAUGGAGUUGUUCCACAAGUAGAGGCACCGCAGCUCAGUAUUGAAUUUGUUCGGAAGCUGUUUAGAAGUCUAAAUGAGACACAGGCAGCCAUAUUCUACACUGUCUGCCAUUGGUGUCAGAAACGUGUGUGGGGUCAAAAUCCAGAACAGUUUUUUUAUUUCUUAUCAGGCGGAGCUGGUUGUGGCAAAUCGCAUGUCAUCAAGUGCAUAUACACGGAAGCGACCAAGAUUCUGCGACAGCUGCCUCGACUGCGGGAGGAGGGGGAUCUCUCCGUGCCUACAGUGCUCUUGAGUGCGUUUACUGGAACGGCAGCUUUCAAUAUUUCCGGUAAAACUCUGCACUCCAUUUUAAAACUUCCAAGGAAUCUAAAGCCACCAUAUCAAGGACUUGGAAACGCCCUGGAUGAACUGCGAGCAAGAUUACGUGACGUGGAAAUUCUUAUCAUUGAUGAAGUGUCUAUGAUUUCGAAGGAUCUUUUUGCUUACAUCAACUGGAGGUUUCAGCAAAUCAAAGGCAGCAAGAAACCUUUCGGGGGCAUCUCUGUCCUCGCCGUUGGUGACUUUUACCAACUGCCACCUACCGGUAAAGUCAAACCACUCUGUGUCUACGAAGAAGAUGUUUUGGACUUCUGGAAAGAUCAUUUCCAAAUGAUUACCCUCUCAGAGGUUAUGCGUCAGAAAGAAGACCUUGCUUUUGCCCAGCUUUUGAACAGACUACGAGUGAAGAAGAAGACCGAAGAUCUUGGCGAAGAAGAUAGAGCUUUGUUACUCCAGGCUGUGAAGGAUCCCAAAGACUGCCCGUGUGAUGCACUGCACGUAUUUGCCACCAACAAGGAAGUUCACGGACACAACACCGAGACAAUCCACGCUCUUCACACUGACAUCAUAACCAUUGAUGCCGAAGACUACAGAAAAGACCCAAGAACAGGAGGGAUGAAGAAACAAAAGAAGCCUGUCAUCGGAAAAAAGGACGACUUGCUUGACUCCAUAGAAAUUGCAGUGGGAGUUCGUGUAGUGAUAACUAGGAAUCUGGACGUUGAGGAUGGAGUCGUUAAUGGAUGUUUUGGGAAAAUUGCACUUAUCGUCACUAAAACAGUAGAUGGAAUAGACACCGUUAAAAUGUUAGGGCUUCAGCUUGACAAUCCAAACGCGGGUAAGAAACACCGCAGAAAGGUGCAAGGUGAAGAAGACGACUUAGUUUAUAUCGAGAGAUCCGAAGAAAGUCUAAGGAAAGGAGCAGUUCGUCGUCAAUUUCCUAUUAAGUUAGCUUAUGCCUGCACAGCUCACAAAGUGCAAGGCAUGACAAUGCAGAAUGCCGUAGUGUCACUGAAGAAGAUUUUCGAGCCAGGAAUGGCCUAAUUUGCACUUAGCAGAACGACAUCGCUUCGUGGGUUACACAUUACUGACUUCAGUGAAAAGAAGAUUUAUGCUGAUCCUGCAGUCACCGCCUCGUUACAAAACAUGACAAGAGCGACAUUGACAGGAAUCAUGCCACUUUUGCAGCACAUUAGGGAAACUGACAUAGAUCAAACAUUUAAAAUAAUUCAUCAUAACACAGAAGGACUGGCAGCCCACAUUGAAGACAUUAGAUGCCAUCAUGAGCUGCUACUAGCAGACAUUUUUUGCAUAACGGAAACUCACCUGACCGGAUCAUCCAUUACACCCCUUCUCCAAUUGGACGGAUACAACUUGUUUAUGCGCAACAGACAUGUCUCCUACUCGACACAUCAAGAGAUCGCAAAUAAAGGUGGAGGUGGAGUCGCGAUAUAUUGUAAAGAGCAUAUUUCAGCUCAGGCUAGGCAGUUUAUACAGAACGUAACCGAUCUGGAGUUUGUCGUCAUCAAAAUAGAUAGUCCAAUCAAAGCAACCAUCGCUGCUGUGUAUAGGCCGCCACACUACGGUUUCGAAGAUUUCAUGAAGAACUUGAAGAGUCUGCUGGAUUAUUUGGACAUCGUGGAUGAACAGGUCAUCGUGUGUGGCGACUUCAAUGAGGAUCUCUUAAGUGCAGGGGAAAAAACUGUUCUGGAAUUAUUUCGAUCGAAACGAUACACGCAACUGAUCACCACAGCAACGACUAAAAAGCACACUCUACUGGAUCACAUUUACAUCUCUCAUCCGGAUUUGUGUCUUCAAUCGGUUGCAGGAAGAUUUUGGAGACAAUAGCAGUCCUCUCCAACACUGGAUAUGAGUGUGCAAUCUACCAUCUAAAGCUAAGUGUUAAAAGAUCUCACUUCAGUCACUACUACUGCACACGAUAACCACAUUUAAAGGAAUAUUUUAAUCUAAUUUUGAUUUUGAUGUUUUGAAGUCAGGAUGUCUGAGAAGAUCAAGUGUGCUACAACACUGAUGAUGAUGAUGAGCUGGAUACCAGCUUAUGUGCAAAUUUCUUUUAAGGACGGGACCAGAUGUGUUUGGAGUUGAGGACAAUGCUGAAGACUAAAGAAGCAAAAGAAGCAUAUUAAAUCACUGAGGGUGUCCAGCCUGUUUGCCAUGUCAGAUCCAGUGGCUAGAUGGCGGGAGAUGCUUCAUUACACCACGGAUCGCAUCUAAUCAUUGGAUGAUCAAUUAAUAAAAUUUAAUAUAUUUAUAAAUUAUCUUAUUAUCAUAUUAAGUAAUUGGCUUCAAUUUAAUAUUUCAUAUAUUAGCUUAAAUAAGAAUGUUAUUAUAAUGUGUACGCCAUGCCAGAGGAGGAUGGGUUCCCCCUGAUGAGUCUGGUUCCUCUCAAGGUUUUUUUAUCUCCUUAAGAGUUUUUUUCUUGCCACCGUCGCCACUGGCUUGCUCACUGGGGGUGUUGUGUCAAAUCCUGUGUCCUUUUAGGGUCCCUGCCAAUCAGGGUUUCCAAAACAACAGUUUGCGAGUCGAUGAAUAUUUUUUUAUUAAUUAAAUCAUAAAAAUUUAAAUAAACAAGGCUCCACAAUUAAUUUGAGAUAAAAGUGAAAUCAUGUUAUGUCUUAGUCACUUGCGAUAAAGCAGUAAGCCCUGUGACACCAUGGUUUACAGUGCUUUCAGAACUGCUAAGGGGCGUUGUUAAAAGCCCCUCUGGUUUUCUGAAAUCACAGGGCUUAUGGGCUUAUUCCUUUUAAAAAUACUUACACAGUAAUAGACAGAAUCAUGGACAGUAAUUGAGUAUUUUACAAGGGCUUUGAAUGCAACAUGCACAAGGUUCACUUUAUUUAUACAAUAAUUUAAACACUUUCACCAGUAUUCUGCCAAAAAUAUAAACUUGAAGGAUAUUGUGUAAAACAAGUUAACAAAUAAGUUUUAUAUAUAUAUAUAUAUAUAUAUAUAUAUAUAUAUAUAUAUAUAUAUUCCCCUAGUAAAAUUGUAUUGCAACAGUAAAGUACGUGAAAGUGAAGAAAUUAAAACAAAAAUUAGUAUUGUGUAAAACAAGUUAAGAUAUAUAAUUUUCUUUAUUAGUGCAAUUUUAUUAUUGCAACAGUAAGGUAUUUAUGUUUUUAUUUUUAUAAUCUUGGAGUUAAUGCAGAUAUUAGAUCAUUUUAAUAUGAAGUUAAAAUAUUUAAAUGUGAGCUAGUACGACAUUAUAGGGUGGGAUUUGGCACAACAGGCGUUUUCUAAAUCUUUUAAUAAACAUUUUGGUUGAAUUGGCA
Molecule: messenger RNA, 5206 nt
Organism: Ctenopharyngodon idella (grass carp)
Lineage: Eukaryota; Metazoa; Chordata; Actinopteri; Cypriniformes; Xenocyprididae
Exons: 4
Coding region: 240-2957 (905 amino acids)
Biological process (GO): DNA repair; telomere maintenance
Molecular function (GO): DNA helicase activity
Source: RefSeq, a predicted model, not a curated record